AUGUGGGUAUUCGUGAUGCUGGCUUUGGCGGCAGCCGUCAGUGCCGAGUGUCCACGUCACUGCGAGUGUAAAUGGCGCAGUGGAAAAGAAUCGGCACUAUGCGCCAGAGCUGGACUAAACGCAGUCCCACCGCGCCUAGACCCCACCACACAACUACUAGAUUUAGCCGAGAAUCGACUGACAACUCUUCGUGAUGACGCUUUUGCCUCAGCUGGACUUCUUAAUCUUCAACGUUUAUACCUUCCCGCGUGCAAUAUACGAAGUAUUAAACAAUACGCGUUUCGCGCUCUAGUAAAUCUUGUAGAACUGGACCUGUCUCGGAAUCGACUAGAAUCCAUUCCGUCGCACGCCUUUGAUUCAAUUCGAGAACUUCGAGAGCUUCGACUCAGCGGAAAUCCUAUCACGAAAAUUAAAGAUGAAGCCUUUUCAACUUUACCGCAUUUAGUGAGACUAAGUCUUAUAUCUUGUAAAAUAUCUGAAAUUGAGCCAAAAGGCUUUAUCGGUUUAGAAGCUUCGUUGGAGUAUUUAGAGCUAAGUAAAAAUAAACUUCAAGUACUUCACGUCGCAGUCUUAGCACCUUUGAGGUCACUCAAGGGUUUAGAGCUGGCAAAUAAUCCAUGGGAUUGUAAUUGUGUGUUGAGACCACUGAGGGACUGGAUGAUAAGAAAAAAUGUUCCUGCAACCGUCGUGCCAGAGUGUGCACUACCACCGCGCCUUCUUCAACAUUCAUGGGAUCGCUUAGACCUAGAGGACUUUGCUUGUCUUCCUGAAGUAACUACAUCGUCUAGCAAUAUAAAAGGAGUAGAAGGUGAAGAAGUAAUACUGGCAUGCAAAGUGACCGGCAUACCGGCACCAAGAGUUCGAUGGCUACGUUCAGGGCGGCUACUUGCUAAUAGUACUAAUGCAAAUUCCGGAAGAGCAUUCUUAUUGCGAAGUGAAGGUCAAACUAGCACUUUAAUUAUAAAAUCGUCAGAUGUACAAGAUUCAGGACUAUAUACAUGUAAUGCUGAGAAUCGAGCAGGAAAAGUAGAAGUUAUUUUAAAUCUAAUUAUUGACAGAAAAAUACCCGUAAAGGGUUUCGGGGGUCGGGCUUUAAUGGCCGGAAUGGCUGUAUCAGCAGUGAUAGUUUUAAGUUCGUGUUUAGUAGGACUGUGUAUUUAUGAAACUCGUAAAAAGAGACAAAUAGAUAGGUGGAAUGAACAAAUAGUGACAUCAAAUCAUAAUGAAAAUAAUUAUGAAAAAAUUGAAGCUAAUGUAAAAAAUAAUGUAGAACUAUCUCGAUCCACUCCAAUAGAGAAUAGAAAGAGAGGUGAUUAUAGAAACGUUCCUUCCCAUGACCCAGAAGAAGAGUAUGAUGGUUAUAGAAAAGGAGAAGGUCGAGGUGAAGAGAGAGAAGUGACUUCACCAGCUAUGGCUAAAACUUUUCGUCGAAGUGAAUUCGAAGUAGCUGGGUCAAGAUCUGCUGAAGUUGUUCAAGAUCUACAUAUACCUCGCCUGAGCCAGUAUGCGACAAGAUCACAGAAAAACGUCGAAGCCAUGCAAAACUCCAAGUCGACGGGCCUUUUAAGUGGUCGCGUCGAGAUGUUAUCAGAAAAUAGCCGAUUUAACAACAACGCUCGAUCGUGUCCCCAGCCUCGAAUACGUGAACGCCUGGAUAACGAUCUUUCUGGGAGCGAUAGCGAGAAAAAUUACCCUGAUCUUAUAGAGAUGAGUGCAUUAGGUACAAGUUCAUAUUUGCGUGAUACAAAACACGAUCCAUAUUAUUUUUAUACAAUCCCGAGAAGAAAAGAUGGAGAUAGUCGGAGCCCGCUUCUGAGUAGUCGUAGAAACAGUUCUGGUGGCGAUUCAGUAACAUAUCUUGAUAGAAUUGAUAAAAAUCGACAAAAACCAUCUGGUAGGUCAAAUAGUUUUUUAGAUCUAUCUAGCGGCGGAAGUCGAUUACGACGAAAUCCAAGUUUGCCAGCGUCACCCAACAGGGAGCCGUUGACAGUUCCGUCCGCCACUCCACUUUUAGACCUCUCAGGGCUACGAGAUUAUACCCAAACGAGUCCUCCCUUCGAAGACUUUGAUUUUCGAGCGUCUCAACUUGAAAGAUUUUUAGAAGAGUACAGAACUCUAAGGGAACAAUUAUCUAGAAUGAAAGAGACCAGAGAGAACUUGCAAAGAACCAGAGCAGUAGAAAAUGAAGAAUUGAGGUCUAUUCUCAAGGGAAAACCAAGUAUAGCAGUAACUGAAACUUCUUCUUCAGUAGCAUUGACUGAUCCUGCAUCUCCUCUUGCUCUCAGUCCACCCGAAUAUAAGCCCCAACAGUCUCGACCGGAAUGGUUAACGACGUUACUUUAUCGCAAUUAA
Pieris macdunnoughi is the source of this 2352-nucleotide messenger RNA. Lineage: Eukaryota; Metazoa; Arthropoda; Insecta; Lepidoptera; Pieridae. The record is from the annotation of a GenBank genome assembly.